UAAAAGGAAUUCAGUUCUACUUUCCAAAGUGCAGAGCAUACUGGGAAAUUUUUAGAAGAUAUUGAACAACAGCAUGUUUAAAUCAAUUAACUGCAAAUUAAAGCACCACUAAGAUACCAUUUUAAUGUUCUCUGCAUGCUGCUUCUUUUUUCUAAAUAUAUAUAUAUACGUAAACACAUAGCAUUGCUAACUGGCCAGAAAAAGAAAUCAACGUGCCCAGCUUGUGUGCAGAUUUGAUCUGCAGAAUUCAGCUGGUGAAGCAUUUACUGACAGGCACCUAAAUAUUAUGAGAGUGUGGUGUAGAGAUUGGAGAAUUCUCACCACUUGCUUCAAACAAUUCCAGGACUGUGAGGGGCAGAGCCAUGGCAGAGUGGGGAAGGGACCCUCACUCAGUGACAGAACACAAGGUGCAAUCCUUGGGCUUCCUGUUAGAACCCAAUAGCAGGAGCAUUGAAAAAAUACUGUCCAAGACCUCUGGCAGCGUAGGUGAACAUGGGCAGAGUUUGACAAAAAGUCUGACCCUAUAUAAGGCUACCUAUAUUAAGAAAUGAUGGUGUGUUUGUCUGGCCAUUGCUUUAUAGCAGUUAAGCUUAGCCAGCCACGUUGGGCAGAAGAUUCCUGCAUCACAGGCAGUUGGACUAGAUGACCCUCAGGAUCCCUUUCCAACUCUACACUUCCAUGCACAAAACAAAGGAGUCUGUAUACACAUAAAUUUAAUUUAUAACGUUCUUUUUUUUAACCAGACCUUUGGAUGAUCUGAUUGACAUCCUAUGCCCUUUUAAAAUGUGGCUUCUUUUUUGGGGGGGUGUUAAUUGGGUUGUUUUCAUUUUGAUUUUUUAUAUAUUGUGGUUUUUAUGUUGAUCUUUUCUGUGAACCUCUGGGUAUAGGGCAGUAUAUAAAUUCAACAACAACAACAAUGCAAUUGCUGCAAAUCAACUGGGUAUAGGGCGGUAUAUAAGAUAGAUAGAUUAGAUAGAUGGAUGGAUGAUGCUGAUGAUGCAAUUGCCGCAAAUCAAACCAACCAGUAAAGCAAGAAGGUGUGUGAGCGGUACAGAUGCAAUGCAAUUCUUUAUCUAAAACGAAACAGAAAAAGAAGCAUCCGAGUCAAAUCUUAAUUUUAAAUUUUACUUCCAAAAUAGAUUUCUCGAAGGCUGGGGAUGUAUUCCCUCGGCGUUCUUGCAAUGGGCUUUAAUCGCACAGAAAUCCCUUGCAACCGCGGCUUGAUCGGCCUCGCUGUUAUUUUUGCCCCACCACGGUAUUACGGUAGAAGGGCGGGAGGUUUCGUCGCGCCGGAGUUUCCCGCGCACCCUUUCCCCGCAGGUAAAUGCAAGAGCCGGAGGCCGCCGCGCGUUGCUUCCUCGUGCCCCCCGUCACGUGACGCUUCCAACGUCACCGGCCGAGGAGAGGGAAAGACAGCGAGGGGGGGGGAAGUUGGCCGCCAUUUUUUCUCCCUCGACGGACGAUGCGGCGGAGCCUUCGCCCCGCAGCCGGGACCUCGCUGGCGCUCCUCGCGCUGCUGUACGGACCCCUGCUCGGAGCUCUGCCCUCCAAGGUCCCCGGACUGCCCGCACAUGAAUGCGGAAGAAGGCCUCUUGUGGAUGAGAAAGCAGAAGGACCUCGGAUUAUAGGUGGACAUGAUGCUCAGCUUGGGGCUUGGCCAUGGCAAGUUAGUCUGCAAGCUCAACCCGCUGCUGGAGAAUCUUUUUACCAUAUAUGUGGUGGAUCUUUAAUUAAUAGCAACCUAGUGCUGACAGCAGCACACUGCGUUAAAGUAACUAUGAGUCCAGAAGCUUGGAGGGCAGUGAUUGGCUUGCAUCAUCUGUAUAAACCCCACUCUCGUACUGUAAUAAAGAAGGUCAGCACUAUCACAAUCCAUUCUGACUUUGAAUGGGGAACCUUUGAAAAUGAUGUUGCCUUGUUUCAACUUGCCAAGUCUGUCAAGUACAAUGACUAUAUUCAGCCCAUCUGCUUACCUGACACUUCUCCUCCCCUGUCUAAUGAGACCUCGUGUUACAUAAGUGGAUGGGGAAGCACAUAUGAAGAGGGCAAAGCUGUACGUACAUUACAAGAAGCUCAAGUCAACAUUAUUCCACAGCAAAUCUGUAACAGAUUUGAUUGGUAUGCUGGGGCAGUAUCAUUGAAUAUGCUUUGUGCUGGUACUGCAAACGGGAGUGUCGAUAGCUGCCAGGGAGACAGUGGUGGUCCUCUGAUGUGUUCUUUCCUAGAGGACAAGUAUUAUCUGAUAGGAAUCACCAGCAGUGGUGUUGGUUGUGGCCGACCACAAUUACCGGGAAUCUAUAUCCGUGCAGCAAAUUACAGAAGUUGGAUUGAUUCACAUGUAUUUGACAAAACCACCACUACACCCUGUGAGGUGGGUGGGGCUGAGAGACUUCAGAGAAGUGUGACUAGCCCAAGGUCACCCAGCAGCUGCAUGUGGAGGAGCGGAGACGCGAACCCGGUUCCCCAGAUUACAAGCCUACCGCUCUUAACCACUACACCACACUGGCUCUUCAGCAGGAGUUGCCAGUCCUUUCAACUGGAAAAUCCCCCAGAACUGUCUGGAAACCAGCUGGAUCUAUCAGACCAUCCUAAUAGAUCCUGCACAUUUUGAUGGUAAUGUGGAACCAGGCCACUUGUAGAUGAGGCCUCAGAGGAAGGACGGAUUGUAGGUGGACGUGACACUGAACCUGGAAGAUGGCCUUGGCAAGUUAGUCUUCAAGUUUACCGUACUAAUGGA
Zootoca vivipara (common lizard) is the source of this 2737-nucleotide messenger RNA. NCBI's taxonomy places the organism in Eukaryota, Metazoa, Chordata, Lepidosauria, Squamata, Lacertidae. The record is from RefSeq and is a predicted model, not a curated record.